AUAAAUAUGGUAUUGAAAUACAUGGUAUUAUUGAAAUUUUUGUCUAUACAAUGUUUAUUGAUGAAACUUAUCUGAAAUGAAUGUUGGAUUGUUAGAAACUAUAAAUUGUUAUAUUAAUGAAUAUAUUUAAUUGAAGUAUAUUAUUUUAAAUAUUAUCAGUACUGGAUUCUUAAAAUUACAAUAUACCAGAACAAUUGACAAUAAUACCAUAACAUGAAAGUAGAAUGUAUGUUUGUGGCAAAGAACCAAAACUCCACCACCAAACUCAUUUGCAGUAAUUGCAGUUGAAAUAACAAAUCGCUGCUGUCCUUUUGAAACGUCGUAUCUCCGUAUAUCGUGAUUUUUAUUUUUUGCCAUAAAUCAUAAUUAUUAGUCACCCUUUAUGUGUGUCACAGGGUUUUGCAAAUAUCUAACCAAUAAAAAGUAUUAAAAAGUGCUUGUCGAAUACACAGUAUGUAAUCAUUUAAAAAGUUCAGUGUUUUUUUUUUUUCAAUUUCCUGAAAAACUGCGAAUUUGGACAUCCAAGGUUUUACAAGGACAGCGACAAAAUGUAACGUUCUCAAAUUCCACAUAGCUGCAUUGCCUGCGAUGCCAGUGCAAAUCCCCACACAGCGCUGUGAGCAGAAGCAGGUCGUAUGGCAGAACUCGUGGGAAAAGCAAUUGAGCGAGCAGCAGUCUUCUAAAUAAUUGGGCACAUGAGGAAAUGGUGACGAAAAUCCCUUAGAAAUGGCUAGACAAUCAAAUGCUAACAGCACUGUAGUGCAUAGCGCAGCACAUUUAUACUGGCUUUACGUAAAUGCCAUUUAGAAAUACAGCUGUGAGCCACAACAAAGCCAGUCAAAAUGUCCAUUCUGUUGCACUAAAUCUAUAUACUGUAUGUUUUUCUUUGUGUUAGAAAUUUCCUUCAAGUUCCAACCAGACAGCUAUGAUGGUUGGAAAGCCGGUGAGACAGUGGAGGUCCGUCUGUAAGGGGCUGAUUCUGGGUGGUCUCUUAACCACCUGCAUGAUUCUUCUGUAUUGUCUGUCGGCCCCGGAGGUUCACUUCGGUCUGCAGGAGGUCCCGGUACCUUUCUCGUGCGCUCAUCGCCCAUCUCCCGCUCACUCCUCAACAAUCUCUAACAGCUCCCAUCAUGCAUCAGGGCAGAGGGCCUGCUCUCCCAAAAUGGACGUGAUGUUCCUGAAAACCCACAAAACAGCCAGCAGCACUUUUCUCAACAUACUCUUUCGCUUCGGCGAGAAGCACCAUCUCAAAUUUGCCUUCCCCAACAGCCGCAAUGACUUCUUUUACCCCUCCCCUUUCCAUCGCUCACAAGUGAAAGACUACAGACCGGGAAUGUGUUUUAAUAUCAUCUGUAAUCACAUGCGUUUCAAUGCUGCCGAGGUGGCCAAUGUGCUCCCGGCCGACGCCUCGUACAUCACAAUCCUCCGUGACCCAGCUGACCUCGCCGAGUCCUCCUUCCAUUAUUUUGGACGUGUGGUACCUCUGACGUGGAAGCUUUCGGGGGAGGAUAAACUUGGAGAAUUCUUGACAGAUCCUGAGCUUUACUACGAUCCAGAGGGAUUCAAUUCCUUCUAUCUUAAAAACUUGCUUUUCUUUGACUUUGGCGAGGAUAAUAACGUGGACCCUCAUGACCCAAAGGUGGAGGUUGCCAUUGACGCCAUCGCCAAACGCUUUCAGCUGGUAAUGCUUGUGGAGUACUUCGAGGAGUCUCUUAUCUUGCUCAAGGAUGCUCUCUGCUGGGACAUGGAGGACUUGGUAUUUUUCAAACUCAACGCGCGGAAAGGUUCAACCAUUUCUAGACUGACCCCAGAGCUCAGAGCCAAGGCGCUGGAAUGGAACGCUAUCGAUUGGAAGCUUUACCAGUAUUUCAACGGCACUUUUUGGCGUAAGGUGGACGCUUACGGCCGCAAGCGCAUGGCCAAAGAUGUGAUGGAGCUGCAUCGCAGGAACGCAGAAAUGACUUCUGUUUGCAUCGAGGGAGGCCGCGCUGUCGAUGCAGGAAACAUUCUUGAGACUUCCAUGCAGCCGUGGCAACCCAUAGGCGAGAAGUCAAUUAUGGGGUACAAUCUGAAAAAGAACAUAGACAAAGUUCAUCGAAAGCUCUGUAGGAAAAUGCUCACCCCAGAGUUGCAAUACCUUACGGAUAUGGGCGUCAACCUGUGGAUAACAAGACUGUGGGGUCACAUAAGAGAAAUCAUUCACUGGUAGUCUUGUUUUUACCAUUAAGGUGAAAGAUUAGCACUGACUUGUAUGCAACAGACCUAAAACCUUUUCUGUGUCAGAAAGAAAGAAAAAAUUAAUGAAAAUGUUUUAUAGUUUUAUAAAUCUCACACAAGCAAGUGCUGACAGUCACAUCUUUAACAUGUUAGCUGUGUGUUUAUAUAACAGUGUACUGUAAGUCACUGCUGUGUAUUACAAAGUGUUCGAGUGCUUGAGUCAAUCAUAAAAAAUGAAUCAACUACACACUUGUUGUUACAUGACCUCAUUCUUGGUUUUUAUUGUUGGUGCCAAUGGCAAUAGCAAUAAAUUUCUUACAUCUGAUAUGGUGGAAACGGUUGUCAUGGAAACAGCUUUGCUGAUAUGAUCUGUUGAUGAAAAACUCUUGUUCGGAAUGUUGAGUUAAAGGGUGCUUUUGUGAGAAAAUGUGAUGACAUAAGGCUUGGUGAAGCCACUCAGAAAAUAAAAACUUUAUGUAACUUUCAUGUGUCUCAUUCCUGUUUUACCCACAUGAGCAACACAAUCCGACACUUUUCAGGGAAUGAAUGAAGUCUUUCAUUUUUGGUUGCAUGAGAACAGUCUUUCAGAGAUAUCAAUCACAAAAAUAGAGCAGAAGCUGGUUGUGAAUGGAAUGACCCAGUAUAAACUCCUGCAGAGGAGCCUUUUGGGCAUUGCAAUUGUGUUGAUCCAUAAUACACCCCGAUUCUUCUCUUCGGCUCGUAUGUCGGCAUAAGAGAA
Molecule: messenger RNA, 2956 nt
Organism: Triplophysa rosa
Lineage: Eukaryota; Metazoa; Chordata; Actinopteri; Cypriniformes; Nemacheilidae
Gene: gal3st1a
Product: galactose-3-O-sulfotransferase 1a
Exons: 2
Coding region: 926-2209 (427 amino acids)
Biological process (GO): galactosylceramide biosynthetic process; myelination
Cellular component (GO): membrane
Molecular function (GO): galactosylceramide sulfotransferase activity
Source: RefSeq, a predicted model, not a curated record